UGAAACCGCAAGAUACAAACAACAGCCAGUGGAACAGGUCGUGUGGUUAGACUCCAGCUAGCGAGCAGCGGCGGCACAGAGCAAAAACAAAAACAGGGAAGCCCGUUGCGUUUCCCCCCACACCUCGCCCUCCCUCCCUCCCUCCCACGCGCACGAGCACGCAGAUCGAUUCGCCGGCGUGGCUCACGCCGGCGCUCCGUGCCUCCGCGCCCCUAGCCGCGGUGGAUGAGCGGCUGCCCCGUCGCCGCCGCCGCCGCCGCACCGUCCGAGUCCGGGCUCCAGGGCCGCUCCGGCCAUGGCGAGCGUCGGCCGCAGCAGAUCGAGGCGCAGGGGAGAGGUCGGCGGGCCGUUCGAGUGGGACGCGGCCCCUUCGGGGGACUACUCCGCCGAUCACCAUGGGGCUGGGUCAUCGAGGAAACAAGCAAGUAACUCUGGGAUACUCUCCCACACUCUGUUUGAUGAGGAAAUCAGGAAAAGUAAACCAAGACAGUCCAGCUGUGUACCGAUGAAAAAGCUAAUAGAUGAAGAGUUCUUGAAAGAUGUCAAUGCCAGGCAUACUUCACCAGGUGCUGUAGGAAGACUAAUGGGUCUUGAUUCACUCCCUACCUCGUCUGGGACCCAUAGCCAGCACAGAAGUAGCAGAAGUCAUGCACACAAGACGCCAUCUUUUAUUUCUCAUGAUAGAUAUGUUCCACAGAGGAGAAAGAAUGAUGAGAUGCCAGAGGUCAAAGAUGUUUUUGAGGUUAUGGAUGUGAUGGGAGUAAAGGCACACCGAAGCCCAAGAGGUAGAAAUGGAAAUACAACUUCCAGAUUUGAUGCAGCUGAGAAGGCUAAUCUAGAUUUCAUAAGGCACAAAUUUAUGGAUGCAAAACGUCUUUCUACAGAUGAAUCCCUUCAGAUGUCAGAAGAGUUGAAUGAGACACUUGAUGCAUUGGUAUCUAAUAAGGAUCUUCUUUUGGAAUUUCUUGAAAAACGCGAUCUGGGUUCUGCCUCCUCUAAUGGAAACUGCAUUACAAUAUUGAAGCCAUCUAAAAGAAAUCAAUUUAUUGAUGCAGACAACAUAUGUUCACAUGAUAAUGAUACAGAAAGUUUUUUCCGCAAGCAAAAUGAAGUGAAAUACCCCACGAGGAAACCACAUACUAAGUUAUCCAGUCAAUCCCCAAGAGAAGACUCUGGUUCAUCGAGGCAGAAACUAUCAAGGUCAAGUCAGGAAAUCAGUGAUAAACGAGCUUGUCCCACACGGAUUGUUGUCCUGAAGCCAUGCUUUGAGAAAGCUCAGGACCUUGAAGGAUCCUUCGGCCUACCACAUGAAAUCCCUCAUUCUGAUUACAGAAGGCACACAGCAUGCCAGUGUGCUGGCAUGUGGAGUCCAUAUACUGAUGAGUCCAUGUGUCAAGUAUCCCCUGGCGAUCCUGAAACGUCAGGCCAUAUAAAAAAGGGAUCUAGAGAAAUUGCUAGAGAGGGUGCAAAACAAAUGAGAGCUGCUAGGGGCCGUGUUCUCCAACCAGACACCAGCACAAUUUUGUCAGAUGAAAGCUCACAGUUUGUGUCAUCUCUUGCUAAGGUCAAGAAUUCGGAGAGAGUCCAUAGGUCUUCUGAAUUAUGUGACGGUUGGGCUUCUCCCACCUUCAACACUUCGCCAGCAUAUUCAAAUGACACAUCAGUCAUAAAUGAAGCAAAGAAACAGCUCUCUAGCAGAUGGAAGAUAGCGCAUCAAUUUCAGCAUCAAGAACCUGAGAAUAAUGGCUUCGGCGUGCUUGGAGACAUGUUUGUUCUCUCUGACGAGGAAACAUCAGAAGUUGCUACCCAAACAAUGUCAUACCAGAAAUGUCCAAAGGGAGAACUGCAGCGAAACAGAGUGCCAGUCUCGUGUAGCAAUCCUCUUGGCAUCAGCAGCAAGGAUGGUUGGAGAGGUGUAGCUCCAAGCAGUUCAGCAAGGUCUAAAUAUCUUCCAUCAUUCUCUAACCAUGGAGUUCAAAAGUCGAGCAACAGAAAAAGAACGGGUAGGCAAAAUGAGUUUUCUAUGCUUAAAGAUGUUCUCAAAAUAGGACCCCAUGAUUCUGAGUACGCAUGUCAUAGUAGACAAAGAAAAUCCCUGGUCGGAGGUUCACCUUUUCGUGGUGAUGAAGAUCAAGUGCUCCCAGAUGAUGAGGGAAGAACCAUGAUUGACCAUGAGAUACAUGUGAGUUCUCAGGAAGCACCAGAUGUUAUUGACAUGCCAGAUUCAUCUGAACAGACACUUGCACAUGCCGUGAAUUCUGGCCAUGAAUUAGAUGGAGUGCGUCAUCUGGAUACCAGUUCUGCAGUUUUUCAACAGAAUAAAGAACCACUUUCUCCUGCUAAACUGAAUCAGCACAUGCAUCAACAGCCAUCGACAGCAUUUGAUUUCUGCCUUCAUGUUCCUAAUUUUGACAAUCUGCUGGCUCAGGCCGAGGGGAUUGAAAAUCAUGUGGAUGAUGUUUACGCAGCUCUGUUUAAUCCGCCAACAGAAACAGAAUCUCCUGUGGGGAUUGACCACCAUCAUGGUGUUGACAAUGACAAUCAAGCCUCGUGGAUUCACCCGACAGGAUCAGAAUCUCCGGUGAGCUCCAACAUUGAUGAGCAGCCAAGUCCAGUGUCUGUUCUUGAAUCUUCCUUGGAUGCUGAAGAAGUUUACUCAGGAGAUUUCGAGAAAAUUAGUGCCGAUCUUCAAGGACUGCGAAUGCAACUUCAGCUUCUCAAGACGGAGACCACAGACGAUGCAGACGACACCGAUCAUCUUACAGCGAGCGACGACGAGGUUGCCUCGGCAGAUGAGCCACUUGCUGAAAUGGAGAUACUACCCCCCCAUGCUUUCGUGGAUGAGGAAGAACGAGAUUUCUCGUAUGUGCUUGAUAUGCUCACCUUAUUGGGCAUUGAUGACGCUUUCCAGGACGGGCUACUCGACGUGCGCUGCUUUUCGGAAUAUCCUGCUGGCCCUGAUAUAUAUGAUAUACUUGAGAACAAGUACAGCAGCCUCAUUCUAUGGCCGGCGUCGGAGAGGAUGCUCCUGUUUGAGCUCACAAACACCGUGAUUGCAGAUCUGAUAGCCUCUCUGGUGCAUCAUGGGUCAAAGGGGUUGCUGCGAAGGUUCUCAUCCAGGUGGGAUCAGGAGGGGUUUGUCGUUGAUGUGUGGCAGAGGGUGUUCGAGAUACGGCAAGAGAUGGACGGUAACCAGGGCGACCCGCUGAUGAUGGACUUCGAGCGGCAUGGCUCUGAGGAUGGCGUCGAUCUUGUCGGGAGGGAGAUGGAGAGGAUGUUGCUUAAGGAUCUUGUGGUGGAAACCAUUGCUGAGUUCCUGGGGACAGGAUAAUCUGGUGUAGCUUUUGUGGCUCCAUGGUUUGCAGCGAUUGCCAUUUGAGCAGCUGAGAUGCCGUAGGUUCGUUGUAGUGGAUCAUCAUACAGACAGAGACAGGUGAAGGGAUGUGGUUGUAACUAUUAGUUGUAAUAACUGUGGCCUAGGGUUCCCCUCCCAACUGGAGAAAAACCAGUGGAUUUUGGGCGCGGAGAUGGAGUAUAAAUGUGAAUUUUUGGUAUGAACUGGUUGAUAAUCAUGCAGUUGCCUUGUUUGGUA
Molecule: messenger RNA, 3592 nt
Organism: Triticum urartu
Lineage: Eukaryota; Viridiplantae; Streptophyta; Magnoliopsida; Poales; Poaceae
Source: RefSeq, a predicted model, not a curated record